Orbilia oligospora ATCC 24927 is the source of this 3492-nucleotide messenger RNA. RefSeq lists its product as uncharacterized. Gene Ontology annotation, cellular component: nucleus; transcription repressor complex. Gene Ontology annotation, molecular function: protein binding. Bases 1 to 3492 code for a protein of 1163 amino acids. The transcript is spliced from 3 exons. NCBI's taxonomy places the organism in Eukaryota, Fungi, Ascomycota, Orbiliomycetes, Orbiliales, Orbiliaceae. The record is from RefSeq and is a predicted model, not a curated record. Gene Ontology annotation, biological process: negative regulation of transcription by RNA polymerase II.
AUGGCUGAAUACAGCAGACCAACAGAAAGGUCACAAGCCAUUUUUAAUGGAGUCGGAAUCCAAAACUCUGGGAAUAUCUCAGUGGGGAGGGACCUGGUUAUCGGACCAAAUGAUUCGGAAUUCGACGCGGAUAGGUGCUGCUUGAACGAUCUCCGAGUCACAGACCCCCGCCAUGAUAAGCAGCGGAUCGAAAGUGUCAAAGGAGGACUGCUGGCAGAUGCUUACACUUGGAUCCUUCGCAACACAGAAUUCAAAGAAUGGCACGGCAAAUGCAACAACUAUAACUACAAUGAUAGACUGCUCUGGAUUAAGGGUGACCCAGGAAAAGGCAAGACCAUGCUGCUCUGCGGUAUCAUUGAUGAGCUAAACAAGCCAACUGGAGAUGUCAAAUUCGAUAACUUCGCCUUUUUCUUCUGCCAGGCCACCGAUGAGCGCUUGAACAAUGCCACCGCUGUCCUGCGUGGCCUCAUUUUCCUCCUUGUAAGCAAGCAACCAGCGCUUCUCUCACAUGUGCGCAAGAAGUAUGAUAGUGCUGGUAGAAAUUCAGGGCUAUUCCAAGAUAGCAAUGCUUUUUUUGCCUUAUCCGAAAUCUUCACCGAUAUCAUGCAGGACCCGGCCCUGAAGAGCACUUGCUUGAUCAUUGAUGCGCUCGAUGAGUGUGUCGUAGACUUGCCUUGGCUUCUCAAACUGAUUGUUGAAAAAUUAUCUGUCUCCACAACUGCAAAUUCACGCCUCCGGUGGAUCGUCUCCAGCCGCAAUUGGUGGAACAUCGAGAAGGUUCUCAACACCGCAGCGCAGGGCAUCAACUUGAGCCUCGAGCUCAAUGCGGAUUCCAUCUCCACAGCGGUUACCGCAUACAUCCAGCACAAAGUCGACAAGCUAGGUUACCGUAGCAAGUUGCGGGAUACUGUCAGUCAGUAUUUGUUGGCAAAUGCGCAAAGUACUUUCCUCUGGGUGGCCUUAGUCUGUCAAGAACUUCAAAAUGUCCCUCAAUUGAGGGUUCAAAAGAAGCUGCAGGAAUUCCCCCCUGGACUUGAUAUGCUAUACCGUCGAAUGGUAGAACAAAUUUACAACUCCGGCGAUGCUAAGUCCUGCGAGAGUGUAGUAGCCGUUAUGUUGGUUGUGCGUAGGCCGAUUACGCUAGAAGAACUCACAACCCUUGUUGACAUUCCCGAUCUCGAAUCUGAUGAUGAUUUGAAUUCUGAGUCGCUCAGGGAAAUAGUACAACUCUGUGGCUCUUUUCUUACCGUUCGAGAUGGCGUUAUCUCUUUCGUUCACCAAUCAGCGAAGGACUACCUUGUUAAAAAUGAAAGCCUUCAGAUGUUUCCAGAUGGCCGUGUAGAAAAGCAAGAGCAGCUGAUGGUACUACGGUUAAUUUGUGCUAUGGAAAAAACGUUGACAAAAAAUAUUUAUGGUUUAGAGACGUUAGAUUUCGAUAUUUUGAAGGAUAAAACGGAACCUCCUAAUCCAGAUCCGCUAGCGUCAUUGCGAUACGCUUGUCUCCAUUGGAUUGAUCAUGUUUGUGGGACGGAAGACAGUUGGCGCGGGGACUUUCUAUCCAAUAACGGCCGUGUCCUUGGUUUUCUCAGAAAACACUUACUUCACUGGCUAGAGGCUUUAAGCCUUUUAAAAGCUGUCACGUCCGGUGUACAAGCAAUAGCCAAGCUCAACCUGUUUCUCCCAAAGGUCGUUCCUGCUCAAUCACAAACUUCCCGUCUAGUAUACGACGCGAAUCGAUUUGUAUUGCACAAUAAAGAAAUAGUGGAGAGAUUCCCUCGGCAGAUAUAUGUAUCGGCUCUCUUGUUUAGUCCCGUCAAGAGUUUAACGCGAAAACUUUUCGAGGCCGAAAACCUAGAUUGGGUCACCAUAAAACCGGCUGUAGAAACAGACUGGGGUGCCUGCCUACAAACAUUCCACGGCCAUGACAGUGAGAUCGCAUCAGUCACUAUUUCCAGUAAUGGUAUGUGCAUAGCAUCAGGCUCGCUUGAUGGAACGAUCAAAAUCUGGGAUGUCAACGGGAAUUGUCUGAAUACCUUCGGUGGUAAUAAUUGUCCGAUCAGAUCGGUCGCUAUUUCGGACAACGGACAUAUUGCAUCAGGUUCGGAUCAUGAAACAAUUAAGAUCUGGGAUUUUAAUGGCAAUCUUCUCAAGACUCUCCAUGGCGAUGAAAGCGAGGUCAUCUCAGUCGCCUUUUCGAACAACGGAUGCAUUAUAUCAGGCUCAGAUGAUGGAACAAUUAAGAUCUGGGAUUUUAAUGGCAAUCUUCUCAAGACUCUCCAUGGCCAUGAAAGCGAGGUCGCCUCAGUCGCCUUUUCGAACGACGGACGUAUAGCAUCAAGCUUAUGGGGUGGAACAAUCAAGAUUUGGGAUUUUAAUGGCAAUCUUCUCAAGACUCUCCAUUGCCAUGAAAGCGGGGUCGCCUCAGUCGCCUUUUCGAACGACGGACAUAUAGCAUCAGUCUCACGUGAUGAAACAAUCAAGAUUUGGGAUUCCAGUGGCAAUUGUAUCAAUACCCUUAUCGGCCAUUAUGAUUCCAUCACGUCAGUGGUCUUUUCGAAGGAUUGCACACGUAUAAUCUCAGGUUCACGUGACGGGAAUAUUAAAAUAUGGGACAUUACCGGUAACAGUUGCAACAAUAACCCCCAUCAUCAUCAUGAUAGAGUCGGGGUAGUUGGCCUUUCGAAGAGCGGCACGCAGAUAGCAUCAGGCUCGUUUGAUGACACAAUUAAGAUAUGGGAUCUCGACGGUAAUUGUAUUAGUACCCUACGCCAUGGAGGUCUAGCCAAUUUGAUAACCUUUUCAAAUAACGGCGCCCGUAUGGUAUCAAGCUCAUUUUAUCGCGGUAUGAAAGUUUGGGAUAUUAAUAAUAAUAUUUGUCUCAGUACCUUCCGACAUGAAUCCUGGAUCACCUCGGUAACCUUCUCGAACAAUGAUACACUUCUAGCGGUAGGAUCAGAUGAUGGAUCAAUCAAGAUCUUAAAUAUCAAUGGUGAUUGUCUCAAUAUUCUCCAUAACGAUAGAGGCGAGAUUCAGUCGGUCGCCUUUUCGAAGGACGAGAGGUUUAUAGCAUCGAUUUCACGGGAGGGAACGAUCCAGAUCUGGAAGAUUAAGGAUAAAUUUGCCUCGGAAAUACAAUUCGAGGGUCGAUUAACUGGUGGCAGUCAUAAAUUAACUAUAUUAGCCUUCGAUAAUACAAAGUGGCUGGGUGGGAGACUAAUAAAUUGGCAUCUUUUGACGGAUACGGUCGAUAUUUCUAUGGAUAUGGGUUUAAGUUUUUCACCCGUUACUAUAGCGAGCCCACAGAGCUUAGGUGUUAGUAGCAGUGGAGAAUGGGUUACUUUAGGUGGUCGUCAUGUCGUUUGGCUACCAUUGGAGUACCAAGCAACUUGUUUUGUCACCAGAGGAAACGCCAUUGCCUUUGGCUGCGCUUCAGGGAGGCCGAAUCAACUUGGCGGUUUUAUUGACACUGAAAUUGCUCAAGCAGUAUCUUAG